UAAUGCUACUAGGGUUUCAUCUAUUCUCGUCGCGUGCUUGAGAUCGAUUUAGGAGCAAGGAGAGCGGCGGCGACUUAGCGACGAUGGUGGAGAAGGGAAGCAAAGGGAGGAAGGAGGAGGUGGUGACUAGGGAGUACACCAUUAAUCUCCACAAGCGCCUUCAUGGAUGCACAUUCAAGAAGAAGGCCCCUAAGGCCAUCAAGGAGAUCAGGAAGUUUGCCCAGAAGGCAAUGGGGACAACAGAUGUGAGAGUCGAUGUGAAGCUGAACAAGCAAAUCUGGAGCAGGGGAAUCCGCAGCGUGCCAAGGCGCAUUCGUGUGCGUAUCGCGCGCAAAAGGAACGAAGAGGAAGAUGCUAAAGAAGAACUCUACUCUUUGGUUACCGUAGCCGAUAUCCCCUCGGAAGGCUUAAAAGGCCUGGGCACCAUUGUCGUUGACGAAGCCGAUUGAUUUGCUCUGUCGAUCAAAAGUAGCAUUUUAUGUUUGUUUCUUAAUGGUCUAGACUCGGUAGUUAAUUUGUUGUGUUCCUGAGCAACUUUCAUAUUUAUGCUCUUUAUCUUUAUGCACUAUAAAUUUAGCGUGGCUUCAUAUUUCUUUUUUAAAUGAAACUGCUGAUAUUAUUAAGGAAUAAUCUCAACUUCGUUUUUUUCUCUUUUUAA
Molecule: messenger RNA, 658 nt
Organism: Zingiber officinale
Lineage: Eukaryota; Viridiplantae; Streptophyta; Magnoliopsida; Zingiberales; Zingiberaceae
Product: 60S ribosomal protein L31-like
Exons: 2
Coding region: 84-449 (121 amino acids)
Biological process (GO): cytoplasmic translation
Cellular component (GO): ribosome; cytosolic large ribosomal subunit
Molecular function (GO): structural constituent of ribosome
Source: RefSeq, a predicted model, not a curated record